Molecule: messenger RNA, 1311 nt
Organism: Marchantia polymorpha subsp. ruderalis
Lineage: Eukaryota; Viridiplantae; Streptophyta; Marchantiopsida; Marchantiales; Marchantiaceae
Source: the annotation of a GenBank genome assembly
UCCAUUCCGGUGUUCACAGGAAUUGGCAAUUCUUGGGGACGGAGGCGAAAGAGCAAACGAGGAACCGAGACACGAUUCCGCGGAGCGGGGAUGCCGAUCGUGUGAAGGGAAGUUUUGCUGGCGAAGGACAAGGGAGGGAGAGGAAUUGACAGGACGCGCAAAUGUGGGGAGGUAGCAUGGUUCGCAGUUCACUGAGUUCUCCGCUGGCUGGAAUUUGCUCCAGCAGUCUGCCACUGGUCCCUUGUCGACAGGCAUUAGCCAGAACAACAUUUCUGGGAAGGCGGACGAAGGGAAGCCUCUCACAAAGUUUGACAUUCUGCAAGACAUACAAGGCUGCUUUCACGCAUGACCUGAAGAACAGAAACUGUAGGGCGUCUCUCCCAGAUGAUGCACCUUUCGCGCUGGCAAUUGGGGCAUGUCUCCUUUCCACAUUAGUUCUACCAAACGUCGAAGAAGAAGAUAAUGAUAAGAAGGAAAAUUCGUUGUUUGGACCAGACGACAUGCGGUCCGGUGCCAUGCAGAUUAUAAGCUUCAUACCUUUAUUCAACUGGCUGGUCUGGAUUUUUGCUUGGCUGGACAGUGGAAAGCAACGAUACCUUGCGUUCGCCAUCGUAUAUCUUGCUCCUUACCUCAAGACUGGACUAUCGCUAAAUCCAGAAGAUAGUUGGCUACCACUCGCAAGUGUACUGGCCUGCAUUGCUCAUGUACAGCUAGAUCUAUCAGUCACUGGAGAAGGAUCGCAACCGCCUUUGAUUGACGUUUCAAAGUUGAUGUUGGAGAAGUCGCAAUUCAAGGAUCUUCGUGCUCGCACUGAAGGGCUGGUAGGACGAUUGAAGGAGCUUGCUGAACGAACGGAUGUACGCAGGGUAGAUGAAGCCGUCGAAGGUGAUGAACAAACUGCUGCAGAGUGGAAAGCAAUCCAAGAAGAAAAGGAGAGGGAUGAGUUGAAGGAGUUUGAUGAAAAGCUAGCCAGAUCUCGUUCUAAAAGGGGUGAAACUGUUGAAGAAGUCACCAAAGAGAUCGAGCGGUAGAAUCGUCUGACUUGAACGUUUUGCUAUUUUGGUCACUUGUCGCCGUAGCCGCCAAGGCUUACUGUAAAACCUAAGGAGGACCGUAGAAUAUAUCCAGUUCUGAUUUUGUACUUUAGACCGACAGUCUGUAGAUUGUUUCAAAUAUAUCAGUUUCCUGCAAUGAGGUCUCCAUAUAGAGAGAAGCCUUUUGACUUGUACUUGCACCUUUUGGUGCCAUGCAGUUGUAUAUUAUCUGAAAGAAGUUCAUCGGAGGGAAACAUUAAAAUUGUUCGAAUCUUAC